AUAAUAGUGAAUAGCAAAGAUUCUAAGAGUUUAUUGAAUUCUUAUACAUGUCGAAUUUAUGUUAUGUGAGCCUGCUUAGCUCAGAGGUUAAAGCAUCGCAUUUGUAAUGCGAUGGUCAUCGGUUCGAUUCCGAUAGUCGGCUUUUCUCUAUUUAUUUUAUUCUAUGUUUUACAUGAUUGAUAAUGCAUCUUUGAAAUCAAAGAAUAUUGAAAAAAAAAUGUUUUCCUCUUUUGGCGAAAGCCCUUGAUUUAUUAUGUGAUAGGAAUUUCCAACUAUCUAACGAAAAGAAUCCUUUUCUUUUUCUAUAUAUAGAAUAUAAAGAUCUGGAUAUUUAUCCAACUCAUCUCAUUAUUCUUUAAUAGAAUAACUAAGUAAAUUUCGCUUUAUUUAGAAUUUAGUUCAUUUUUAGUUUAGGUUUAUUCUGUAGAAUGAAAUUUCAUCAAUAAGAAUUAAUAAUUAAAUAUAAAUAAGAAGAAGGAGUCUUUAUGUCGCGUUACCGAGGUCCUCGUUUCAAAAAAAUACGCCGCCUGGGGGCUUUACCAGGGCUAACUAAUAAAAGGCCCAGAGCUGGAAGUGAUCUUAGAAACCAAUCGCGUUCCGGGAAAAAAUCCCAAUAUCGAAUUCGCCUAGAAGAAAAGCAAAAAUUGUGUUUUCAUUAUGGACUUACAGAACGACAAUUACUUAAAUACGUUCGUAUCGCCGGAAAGGCAAAAGGGUCAACAGGUCAGGUUUUACUACAAUUACUUGAAAUGCGCCUUGAUAACAUUCUUUUUCGCUUGGGUAUGGCUCCGACUAUUCCGGGAGCUCGCCAAUUAGUUAACCAUAGACAUAUUUUAGUCAAUGGUCGUAUAGUAGAUAUACCAAGUUAUCGCUGCAAACCCCGAGAUACUAUUGCGGCGAGGGAUGAACAAAAAUCUAAAGUUCUAAUUCAAAAUUCUCUCGAUUCAUCCCCCCAUGAGGAAUUGCCAAACCAUUUGACUCUUCAACCAUUCCAAUAUAAAGGAUUAGUCAAUCAAAUAAUAGAUAGUAAAUGGGUCGGUUUGAAAAUAAAUGAAUUGCUAGUUGUAGAAUAUUAUUCUCGUCAGACUUAAACCUAACAAAAAUAAAAUCAACACUAAUAAGAAUAAGGAAGAAUAAGGGUUCGACCCAUUUUGCUCCCUUUCGGCGAAGUAAAUUAACCUAAGGUUAAGAUAAAUAAGGGUUUGAUCCGGAUUUUUCUUCCAUUUAGGUAUCAUAGACCGAGAGGGAGAUUUUCA
This is a messenger RNA of Lactuca sativa (garden lettuce), 1256 nucleotides long. Lineage: Eukaryota; Viridiplantae; Streptophyta; Magnoliopsida; Asterales; Asteraceae. The record is from RefSeq and is a predicted model, not a curated record.